AUGAAGCUGUCUAGUACUUAUAGAAGACACUUUACAGUUUUUGCCAUCAACCGAAUAGAUGAUCUUCUUGCAAGCUGUGUUUUAAACAGGCUUUAUGAGAUGGUCUGUGUUUACAUUCCGUUUGUCUUCUUUUUUUCACCUACUGUGAACUAUUUAAUUAAGAAAGUCAGUAGACUGGUUGUGCCUAAGGGCCUGUCAAUUGCAAUAAUCAUGGACGGGAACAGAAGAUAUGCCAGAUACGCAGGAAUCAGCAGAAAACAAGGACAUAUCCUUGGAUAUUCCCACAUGCAUGCAGUGCUUGAAUACAUGGAUAUAAUUAAGUGCAAGGCUGCAGGCUUCUUUGCCUUUGGGAAAAAGAACUACAACAGAUCGAAGGAAGAGAUUUCAGAUAUCAUGGAGAUCUUGGAAAAUGCAUUUAAGGAUCUUGAUGACCGAAACAAGCACAAGAAUCUGCUUGGAAAAGUAUCAAUUGUAGGAGAUCUUGACUCCAUGCCGAAGCACAUUCAGCCGCAUGUGCAGAAACUCAACAGAACAGGAACAGACAAAAAAAGCUGUUUUAUAUUUAUGUCAUACUCCUCACUUGAUGAAUACGUGAAUGAAGGCACUGAUGGGCACACCCCAGAAUUUGACAUCAUUAUUCGCCCAGGAGGAGAAAAAAGACUGAGUGACUUUCUUCUGUGCAACUCCUCCAAAAAUACCAUGCUGGCCUUCCUCUCAACAAAGUGGCCUCUUCUAACGCCUGUGCACAUUCUGCUUGUGAUUAUAAAAUAUACUCUAGAGCUCUCCCUGGAUAGCACAUGCCAAUAA
Messenger RNA from Nematocida ausubeli, 807 nucleotides. RefSeq lists its product as uncharacterized. The record is from RefSeq and is a predicted model, not a curated record. Lineage: Eukaryota; Fungi; Microsporidia. Gene Ontology annotation, biological process: polyprenol biosynthetic process. Gene Ontology annotation, cellular component: endoplasmic reticulum. The coding region runs from base 1 to 807 and encodes 268 amino acids. The transcript has a single exon.